GCCGCUUUCAAACGAGAGCGGUGACGUCACUCUCUGGCUGCCUGUCUUCAAUCACAUCCACUGUGUGACUAUAAAGCCGGCUGCUCUCAGCGGCUCCGAUACCAGUUUCGAGAGAAGCAAUCCACAAGAUGAGCGGAAGAGGCAAAGGAGGAAAAGGACUCGGUAAAGGAGGCGCCAAGCGGCACCGUAAAGUCCUUCGCGAUAACAUCCAGGGAAUCACCAAGCCAGCUAUCCGCCGUCUGGCUCGCCGCGGUGGUGUCAAGCGUAUCUCCGGUUUGAUCUACGAAGAGACUCGCGGUGUGUUGAAGGUGUUCUUGGAGAACGUCAUCCGUGAUGCCGUCACCUAUACCGAGCACGCCAAGAGGAAGACUGUGACCGCCAUGGACGUGGUGUACGCUCUCAAGAGGCAGGGCCGCACUCUGUACGGCUUCGGCGGUUAGACGGACCCGACCACAACGAUCAACCCAACGGCUCUUUUAAGAGCCUCCUACACCCCUAGAGAGCAGAAAUGGUCAUGUUCACUGUAUUAUCACAUGUUGUUAAUGUAAACUUAAAUAUAUUUAAGUGUAACUUGAUCUGGUUAUGCAGUAAAAUAUGUACCUAUGAAGCUACUAUGAAGUUAGUAUAUCAUUUUCACCAUAGGUAUCUAUAAUUUGAUCUGGGUAUGCAGUACUAUAGAACAGUAAAUAGAUGGUAUUGCUGGUGCAAUUUUGUGUGUGUAUAAAUCUUGGACAACAUUUGAUGAACUUGUAUUUUGCUUCCUAGGAUAGUUUUUGUCUUUGGUUGCAACGGAUGGUUUAGAUCAGCAUUUGACUUAACGAUUUUGAAAUGGUAAAAUUCUUAGUAUUUUUUGGGACUUCAGGCAUAUUUAUCACUUACUUAUUUCCCAUUUGUUCCUGUCAAUAAAACAACCCAUAACACUUGA
This is a messenger RNA of Acanthochromis polyacanthus (spiny chromis), 925 nucleotides long. Its product is annotated as histone H4. The record is from RefSeq and is a predicted model, not a curated record. Gene Ontology annotation, molecular function: protein heterodimerization activity; DNA binding; structural constituent of chromatin. Gene Ontology annotation, cellular component: nucleosome. Bases 129 to 440 code for a protein of 103 amino acids. NCBI's taxonomy places the organism in Eukaryota, Metazoa, Chordata, Actinopteri, Pomacentridae. Gene Ontology annotation, biological process: nucleosome assembly. The transcript has a single exon.